GAGACGUUGGCGGCCAUGAGAAACGUCCUACAACAAGCCCACCCCGUUCUCAAAAGCACCCUUGGGUUCGGGUCGGGUGGGUUAGGAAAAGCAUCUCACCCAAGAUCUUCGCAUAGGCCGCGAGCGUUUACGCAGCCCGCCUGCGACUGUCACUUUUCGACAGCUUAGUCCUUGGCUCCCACCACGAAGUUUCUCACGGCCGGCCGGAAACGACCUCACACCACCCAAACACUCCCGUAAAAGCGCUCGCUGGGAGACGAGAUACAGAAGCCAUCCACCCAAAAGGAAAACACAUUCCAUCUACCUCCCAUGAGUUCAGCUACGAACGCGUCCUACAACAAGCCCACCCCAAUCCACAGAUUUGCUGUGGCGUCCGAUAACGACGACGUCGGCGGGGAAGAGAGGCCGUUCCAGUCGUCGUUGCCGGUCAUCAAGGACGCAGCCGCCCUCUCAGUCUUCACUCACAACAAAGAUUACGAAAGCCCGUACCAGGCUGAAGCCUUCUUCCUCGCUGAAGCUGAAGCCUUCGUCGUCACUGUACAAGACACAGACGACCGUCGGCCAGGCCCACCAUAUUGCAAGAUCAUGCGUACCUCGCACCAAUGCCUUAGUCCCUACUUGAAGUUUAAUGAAGCUCGGAAAGUUCCCGCCUUGAUGAUCAUCAACACGAUGUAUUCAAGUGUCUCCGGCGUGCUUGCGUUUAUGGAGGAUCCGGGCCGCGCAUUUGUAGGCCAUGACUCGUGCUCAGACCCGAUCGCGAGCAUGAAGGUACUCAAGACAAACCGCGUGUGGCACGACCUUUACUACAAGGCUCAGCAUGCCACAACGGGAACCCGUACGGAACAGUCUUCUCGUGGCGGAGCCUGGAAGCCCAUGGUCCAGCUCAAGAUGAUCGAAGAUGUGGAUGAUCGGCACGAGGAAUUCAAGUGCUGGCUUUGGAAUGUAUGGGUCUUACUGACUUCCACCACCCUCUGA
Messenger RNA from Fimicolochytrium jonesii, 975 nucleotides. RefSeq lists its product as uncharacterized. The transcript has 8 exons. NCBI's taxonomy places the organism in Eukaryota, Fungi, Chytridiomycota, Chytridiomycetes, Spizellomycetales, Powellomycetaceae. The coding region runs from base 310 to 975 and encodes 221 amino acids. The record is from RefSeq and is a predicted model, not a curated record.